GCACUCUCCUUGCCCCGCUCAGGGUUGUGGGAGCAGCGGGUGGGCCGGGCCCAAGCGCUGACGGGUGGUUGUCUCUUGAUCCGUAGUUGGUGCGCAAGAGGCACGUCCUCUCCCGGCUCCAAGAUGCCCUGGCCUGGCAGGCGCUGCCGGUCAUCCAGCUGCUGGCACCCGACGAGAGGGUCUGCGUUCAUUUGAUAGGAACUCUCUUUGGUAAGAACUCUGCUGUGGCCUCACGCAGCAGCAGGGAGAAGGCUAAAACCUUUGUUUGUGAAUAGGUGUAUAUGUGCGAAGCUUCUCCACAUUUAGAAGCAAAAAAAAGCCUCAACCCCAAACCAAGAGAAUAUUGAGGUACCUAAUUCUGUAAUUCCGCCAUUCUGUGUUAGGUGCGUUAUGAGCUUCAUGUGGAAAUCUGCCUGUCACUUGAUUUAGAAUAGGGUAAUAAAUCUCCUUCCUCCCCAAGGAGCAGGUUUGGCAUGUGCAUAAAGCUUUUGCAGUUUUCCAAAGCAUCUUGAUGUUAUCUGUAAAGUCUUUCUGAAGAACAGAGGGAGUGCCUGGUGUAGGGCUGUUCCCUGAAUGCCCUCCAUUCUGGUGCCUCAGUGCUUUCUCCUCUUGCUGAGCUGUGGAUUACAUGAAGAUUCAGACAGAAAUGAAAGUGUGAGCUUAAAAGAGUGUUGCAGGAUUUAAUAUCAAAUUAAAUGCAAAAUAUAAAUCUACAUAGCGAUUUUUUUGUUCACACCACCACUUUACGUCUGUAGGAAUCCUUGUAGCCACAGGACUGCAAUAGCUGCUUCAUUCUGCUGGGUCAGCCUCGCAGCAGAACAGCAUUCAGAGGGAUGCCAGAAAGUGCCUUUCCAGUAACGGUCUCUGGAUGUUGCAUACUGUGGAAGACAGCAGUGCCCUGGACCUGUUCAUAGAAGUUCUGGUGCGGCUUGUAGUGGAGCUGAAGUCAGAACAGUACUUUCGCUGCAUUUUGGAUGAAAGCCAGAAAGAGCUGUGCAAAGCAACUACCAUGAGAGGCAGCCUGCCCACGUUCACUCUCUUGGGCAAGCUGGCAGAUGCCAUCCCAGGCUUUGCUGAUAUAUUGGUGGUAGAGCACAGUAAUUUAGUGGAUCAUCUGCUGAUGGGUUUGGCAUACCCAAAUGAGGGCAUAAAGGCUGCUGUCUGCUACUUGUAUGGCAAGCUGUACUCCUGCGCUGUUGGCACAGAACGGCUCUCAGCACACUUUGAAGAAAGGCUGUGUGGUCUCUUCCUGAAUACCUUGGGGCGUGCACAGACAAAGGAGCUGCAGAUCAAUUGUUUGGGUUUGCUAAAGGAGCUGCUGAAAUCUGACCAUUUUGUAUCUAUUCUUAUGAAUAAUUCAAAGCCAGAGGAGGAGUCUGAGAACCCUGACCUUUUAGAAGGGGAAAAUCCACUGCCACUUGUUCUCAAAAAGCUUUUGUUGACCAGAGAUGAGAUGUUACAGGCAGCAAGUUCUCACUGUAUGGCUGCAGUGCUGGUUCACUCUCCCAGCAGAUAUGCUCCUGCUUUUAUCCAUGCUGAUGUCCCAGAAUUCCUGUUUGAGUGUCUCUUGUGCAACAGUGAAAUUCUCAUCUGGUCAGUGUAUUGCUGCCUGCUCCUCCUCACUGAAGAGCGCCUUUUCUUCUCAAAGUGUCACACAGUCUAUGGCAUUGAAUCUCUGAUGAGGAGUCUUCAAGAUGUCCUGCAGCUGAACAAUGUGGAGUUGCACAAACAAGGGCUCCUGCUCUUCACUGAAAUCCUGAAGCGGCAACCAGUGGAAAUCAAACUAUUCACAAACCGAGGUGUAUGUAUAGAAGCCAUUGAUGUUUUGAUGGAGACGGUGAAUUGCCCAGUGCUUGAGGUGGCAGUGGAGGCUGUGAGAGCUGUGGCAGCUUUCCUGAGGAAGGACCAUCUGAGCUCCCCACCAGUCCCAUACGAAGAGCUGCAGAAGCUGCUGGAGGCAGUGCUGAAGCGAUGUGCUGACCUUUGCUCACCCCAGAGUAGCAAGGGGCAUGCAGGUGAUCUCCUAUUCUCAGUGUCUCAGAGUCACCCAGCAAACAGAAGUCUCAGCAGAGUUCCUCAAAGACAGGGCCAGUUCUUGCUCAAUACCCUGGAAAGUUUCAGAAAUGCUUGCAGGUUAGCAGUGGAAUUCCAGAGUGACUUCAUGGCCCAAGAGAAUGCUUUCACUGCCCCCAACUCCGAGAGCAAGGACACACUAAGCAACUUCUCUGAGUUCCUGUUGAGGAUUUGUGACAGUCUCUGCAUCCCCAUGGUUAUGAACUACCUGGAAAGGGCUGUCAGCCCAUCAGUGAUGGAGGUUUUCAUCUCAACACUUAAUACCCUCUUUACAGUGGUGCCAAACAUGCAGAAUAAGUUCUCCAAAAAGCUGGCAUCUUCAUCCUUCAUCCGACUGACACUGGAGCUGAAGGCCAGAUUUUGCUCUGUACAAAGUAAUCCUGCCUUGAAUCAGGCCUGUUCCAGAUUCCUCUGCAGCUUGUGCUUGAGCCUUUACUCUGCCACAGAGAAAGAGAGAACUUCGUCUCAGGAAGAGCAAGACAUUUCUGAGCUCCUGCAGAAAGGUCUGCCUCAAUUAAACUACACCAUUGCUGAGAGCCUUCUCCUCCUGGUUGAAACCCCUGAGCCUUUCUCUUUGGAUCAGGCUCUUUGCAGCCACCAACACUGCUUCAUACUACUCUUAUACUUUGCCUACACCCUUGAGGACAGGUUUGUCCCAGAAGCAGAAUUAUUUUUAGCCGUAAGAAAUUUCCUCCUAUCAGCACAGGACCAUGGGGACUGUCCCCCUCCAUAUAUACUCAGAGCUGCACUUUACCUCCUUGCUAUCUGUCAGGACAAAGGCGAAGCAUUGGACUUGAGGUCGUUGUGUACCAUAAGGAGGAUCCUGGAUAAUCUUCCAGAUCUGAGCUUGGUCUAUGUCCAUUGCCCUCUCCUGCUGAAAUUCUUCCUGCGCUACCCUGAACUUAUGGGGAGAUUUGGACACCAAGUCCUCCAACUCUGGUUUUCCUGGGGAGACUGCAAGCAAACUGGGACUGAAGAAGCUGGUUUUGGCAUGUCUGAUCAGCUGAACAGUGCUAACCCAUUACUUCCCAUUCUGAAGAGCAAUUCCAGCAUUUUACUUAUUUUACUGGACCUGGUCUGCUCAAGCUCUGUGGAGGUGGCUUGGAAGGUGUUGAUGACUCUAAAGACCUUCCUGGAAAGCGAUGACCAUGUCCUUGUCUGUGACCUCCUCCGAAGUCAGUUCCUACAGAUUCUGCAGCAGCUGCUGGUAGAGAGCAGCUCAGCAUCCUUACAAGCUAACAGGAACCUGCCUGUUUUGCUGAGCCUCCUUUUCCUGGUGCAGCUGCGAAGCAAGGGUGUGAGGGAGCUGGACAGCACAGACUUCAAGCUGCUUCACCAGGUCAGUAAUCUCUGUGGGAAAUGCGGGCCAAGGGACACUGACCUCCUGCAGCCAUCCUUGAAUUUUCUGUACUGGAGCCUUCAUCAGACAACACCUGGUAGUCAACAGAGAGCAGUGGCUGUGCUGCUCUCCAACGUGCCCUUGCUCGAGCUCCUCCAAAAGGUUUUGGAGUGCACCUGGUUGCGGUCCCCUCCCUCCGAACCUGCUGCUAACCUCUCACCUGAGGAUGCCUUGCUGUGCUCUGGGUGGCUGCUGGUUGCAUCCCUUUUACUUUCUCAGCAUCGCUACAAUACUGAGGUUCACCAGACACUCUCUCUAGACCUAACAGAAGUCCUGAAUGAAGUCAUCUUCAGGAAGAAGAAGCCAAUCCUGCUGUUAGUGAGCAUCAUGCAGUUCCUGAGAGCUGUCCUGCGACAGAACUUCUCCUCCUCCCUGCUGGUGAUCAUUGGUCAAAGCACAGUCCAGGCUGCUACACAACCACAGCCACCAUCACUGCAGGAUGCUGCCUUGCACCCCCUUGUCCCACAGCAGGUCUUCUCGCUUGUUGCCAGUCUGCAGAACCUUCUGGUGCAUGUGCAGUUGAAGAAAGACUUGCUGCUCUCUCAAGCUGUGGUUGCCUGCCUGGAAACUUUAGUGGAAUACCUGUCUGAGAAGAACCAGGAUGUUGCUCUACAUGUUGCUUCCCAGCCCUGGCAUCGAUUCCUGCUCUUCACACUACUUGAUGGGGGCCAGAAGUCCUUUCUGCAGCCAGAAGUUCUCAGACUGAUAACAUUGUUUCUGAGAUACCAGAGCAGCAAUAUUAUUUCUCAAAAAGAAAUCAGCCAGAUUCUCCAGGAGGCAGCAGAAGCCAACUUGGCAGAGCUGCCUGAGGCCACAUCUCGUGCUCUUCACCUCUUCCUUUGUCAGAUUCAGAGCAGUCAGUUCCAGGUGGAGCCAGUGCAGGCAGGGACCAUUCAGACGUUGCUGGAGCACCUUCUGGGACAGAGGACCACAUCUGUAAAACAUCAGGACAUUGUAUGCCUGGGAGGUGUGGCAGUGUCCCUGUCGCACAUUGGAGACUGAAACAAGAAGAUGUGGUGCACCCAGCCAGAGGAACAAGGCAAGAAUGGAACCGGACACUCCAUCCUGCUGUUAUUCCCAGUGAGUAGCAGAGAGAAGAUGGACAGAGAAAGUAAUUUGUAGCUCAUUUUCAGAAAAAGGUUUGUUGAAAGUCAUUUAUAAAGCCCAGUUACUGAAAUGCC
Molecule: messenger RNA, 4653 nt
Organism: Strigops habroptila (Kakapo)
Lineage: Eukaryota; Metazoa; Chordata; Aves; Psittaciformes; Psittacidae
Gene: MEI1
Product: meiotic double-stranded break formation protein 1
Exons: 30
Coding region: 869-4474 (1201 amino acids)
Biological process (GO): meiosis I
Source: RefSeq, a predicted model, not a curated record